Molecule: messenger RNA, 663 nt
Organism: Trichomonas vaginalis G3
Lineage: Eukaryota; Parabasalia; Trichomonadida; Trichomonadidae
Product: galactose-binding domain-like family
Exons: 1
Coding region: 1-663 (220 amino acids)
Source: RefSeq, a predicted model, not a curated record
AUGAAUUGUUUGUUAUUUCUGAGUUUAAGAGAAUCGAUUAAAGAUGGGAUAUUCAAAAAAGUAUUCCAUGAAAAUAUUAUUUCAAUUGAUGUUAGUGGAUCUUCUCAGCAAGAUAUAAAUGGCUCAAUGCAAGUAACAAAACCAGAAUACUCAAUUUAUCCAUGGGAUAAAGACUAUGAUUGGUGUUCGAAUUGCGGAAAAAGUUAUGAUGAACACCCUUACAUCUCCUAUUCUUUAAAAAACAAGAAAUUAAAAAUCAAAGGAUAUUUUGUACGUUCUGGCUGCUGCUACAUAGGAUGCUGCUGCGAAGAAUACGGAUAUUGUGCUAAAUGCUGCAUGUAUUCAUGGUCACUUCAGAUCUCAGACGACAACAAAACAUGGAAAGAAGUUCAUCGUGUUGAAAAAGAUUACGAUAUGCGUCGAUGCCGUGAGAAAACAUAUAACUUUGAUCAGGAAUACGAAUGCAAAUACGUUCGUCUUAUCCAGAACGAAGCAUGUCCAGGUGAUCCUCCAUGUCUUGCAAUCAACAAACUUGAUCUUCUUGGUGAUGUCAUUGCAGAAGGUGUUUCAGACAAAGAAGAAUUUGUUUCAUUCCAUGACGACGAUGAUGAUGUCAGCAUCAUUGGACACAUCUCUAAAAAUGGCAACAUUAAAAUUGUUUAA